GUAUAUAAGGGCGAAGGAGGCACACACAGGCAGACAGACGCAUCACUCCCUCGACAACACCUCUAGUAGUCUGCUCAUCGACCCCAAGAACAGUAAACAUCAACAUUUCUUUCGUCUGUCUCCCUGUUUCUUCACCUCGCUCUCGAACUCACGCUUCCUCCUGUGAGUGGUUUCUGUAGCAGCCAUGAGGGUCGCUACCUGUCUCAUCCUUCCAGUUCUUCUCGGGGUCUGCUUCGCUUCAAGACUGAAUGGACACAGUCAUGGCAACGGUAAUGGCAACGGCAACGGCAACGGCUUCACCUAUGGCGCUAACGGCAACGGGAAUGGUGCCAACGGCAACGGAAGAUACAGAAAUGGAAACGGGAACGGUGUGAACGGCAAUGGUGCCGUUAAUGGCAACGGUUACACCAACGGAAACGGAAGGAGAAACGGAUUAACCAGAUACGGGCUUCCCAAUGGCAACGGUUAUACUAAUGGUGCUAAUGGCAACGGUGCUGCGAAUGGCAAUGGCUACACCAACGGCAACGGUGCUGUCAACGGCAACGGCUACACGAACGGCAACGGUGCUGUCAACGGCAACGGCAACGGUGCUGUCAACGGCAACGGUUACACCAACGGCAACGGUGCUGUCAACGGCAACGGUUUUACCAACGGAGUCAACGGCAACGGCUACACGAACGGCAACGGUGCUGUGAACGGCAACGGUAACGGUGCUGUUAACGGAAAUGGUAAUGGCAACGGGUACUCCUACCAGCCCCCUAGUGUACCUGUGAACCUGUACCAGACCCCAGGCAGCAACGGCAACGGUGCUGUGAACGGCAACGGCGCUGUUAACGGAAAUGGUUACACCAACGGUGUCAACGGCAACGGCGGUGUCAACGGAAACGGUUACACCAACGGUGUCAACGGCAACGGCGCUGUUAACGGAAACGGUUACUCCAACGGUGUCAACGGCAACGGCGCUGUUAACGGAAACGGUUACUCCAACGGUGUCAACGGCAACGGCGCUGUUAACGGAAACGGUUACUCCAACGGUGUCAACGGCAACGGCGCUGUUAACGGAAACGGUUACUCCAACGGUCGCGUCAACGGCAACGGUGCCGUUAAUGGAAACGGUUACUCCAACGGUGUCAACGGCAACGGUGCUGUUAAUGGAAAUGGUUACUCCAACGGCCGCGUCAACGGAAAUGGAGCCGUUAACGGAAACGGUUAUUCUAACGGUCGCGUGAACGGAAACGGUGCCGUUAACGGAAACGGUUACUCCAAUGGCCGCGUCAACGGAAAUGGCGCCGUUAACGGAAAUGGUUACUCCAAUGGCCGCGUCAACGGAAAUGGCGCCGUUAACGGAAAUGGUUACUCCAAUGGCCGCGUCAACGGGAAUGGCGCCGUUAACGGAAACGGUUACUCCAAUGGCCGCGUCAACGGAAAUGGCGCCGUUAACGGAAAUGGUUACUCCAAUGGCCGCGUCAACGGCAACGGUGCUGUCAACGGUAAUGGUUAUUCCAACGGUCGCGUCAACGGUAACGGUUACUCUAACGGGCGUGUCAAUGGAAACGGUGCUGUGAAUGGUAACGGUUACUCAAACGGUCGCGUCAACGGAACGGUGCUGUCAACGGCAAUGGUUACACCAAUGGAGUCAACGGUAAUGGAGUGAACGGCAACGGGUACACUAACGGAGUCAAUGGCAAUGGUGCUGUUAACGGCAAUGGGUACACCAACGGCGUCAACGGUAAUGGAGUUAAUGGCAAUGGUUACACCAACGGAGUCAAUGGCAAUGGUGCUGUUAAUGGCAACGGUUACACCAACGGUGUUAACGGCAACGGAGUGAACGGAAACGGUUACACUAACGGCGUUAACGGUAAUGGCGCUGUCAACGGUAACGGUGCUGUCAACGGCAACGGCAACGGCAACGGGUACUCGUACCAGCCCCCCAGCGUUCCCGUCAACCUGUACCAGACCCCACAAGGCUAAUGCGACGUCUGCCCCUUGAAUCCCCCUUUGGUUCCCAGCCCCACCCUGAUGGCGACCACCCACCCGACCAUCCCACCCACCUAAUGGCGACCACCAACUCCACCACCCUUCCCAUCUCGGCAGCCGCGCAGGCGCCCCCUCCCCCAUAAACACACACACACACACACACACACACACACACACACACACACACACACCUGAACCACACACGGUGAAUGGACACAAUGCAGCGAUAACGAUGCAAACAAACCAUGAAGAGAAGUGAUGGAUAUAAAAAAAGGAAAGAAUAAAAGAAAACUACAAGAUAAAAAAAAAUAUAUAUAUUUGUGAAAUUUAAAAGAUAAGAAAAAAAAAAAAAACCGAGUAUUUAAAGAAGAAUAGGUAAGCGAUCAGGUAGAGUUCUCAUUCUCGCUGCAGGUUUCCACAGGUGUUGCCAAAGUCUCAUAUAUCUAUCUAUCCAUAUCUCAGAAACCAGAACUAAUAAGAAAAACCCACACAAGAUUCCCUAUCACAAAAAAAAAAAAAAAAAAUAGAACAUAAAUAUCUAACAUUUGAAUUUUCCGUCUUGUUUAUCUGCUUAAAUUAACUACAACUAUUUCACAUCAAAAGAUCAAGCUAAAAAUGUUGAAGAUCCUAGAAGUUUCUCACUUUCUGCAAAAUAACUAAUUGGUUGCCUGUACAUUUGGCUGCCAGGUGAACACUCUUAUGUUGGGUGGGUUCCAAGUGCCAAAGGGCUUAGCUUCCCCUUGUUUCACUCUGUCCCUCCUCCAUUGCUUGUAGCUACAUAAUUUAUUGCUUGAUAGACACCCUUUCCCCAUGAACACUAAAUUAUUGACGUCUGUCUACGAAUCAUCGAAGAAAACGAAAUAAAAAGAAAAGUAUA
Messenger RNA from Scylla paramamosain (green mud crab), 2854 nucleotides. RefSeq lists its product as uncharacterized. Lineage: Eukaryota; Metazoa; Arthropoda; Malacostraca; Decapoda; Portunidae. The record is from RefSeq and is a predicted model, not a curated record. The transcript has 2 exons. The coding region runs from base 185 to 1654 and encodes 489 amino acids.